Molecule: messenger RNA, 2383 nt
Organism: Onychostoma macrolepis
Lineage: Eukaryota; Metazoa; Chordata; Actinopteri; Cypriniformes; Cyprinidae
Gene: sox3
Product: SRY-box transcription factor 3
Exons: 1
Coding region: 790-1689 (299 amino acids)
Biological process (GO): cell differentiation; regulation of DNA-templated transcription; anatomical structure morphogenesis
Molecular function (GO): DNA-binding transcription factor activity, RNA polymerase II-specific; RNA polymerase II cis-regulatory region sequence-specific DNA binding
Source: RefSeq, a predicted model, not a curated record
AGGCAAAAGGUAGCUUACCAUUUGAUGUAGAUAAGUUUUUUUGCAUUAGUGGAUACAAGAUUGUCCUAUCUCUCUCUCUUUUUUUAAAACUUUUAAUUGAUUGAUUGAUUUAUUUAUUUGUUUAAUUAACGAUUUUUGUGCUUGUCGUGCCAUUGCAAGUGACAACGUUUAUAGUUGUUUCAAUAAGUAGGAUCUAACCCGAUUCUUGCCUUUAUUUUAUGCAAUAAAUUUUGCAUGCUAAUUUGUUUUUCUUGGGUUGUAGCUAUUACGUUGAGCAGUUUUUUUUCGGGGGAAAUUCGAGAUCCAUAAUAUUUAUUUAACCUAAUUUGUACUGCAAAAGUAGGGUAAGACUAACAUUCUGAGUGAAUAACGACCGCUAUAGAACAAUAUUUGCAAAGUGAUUACUUUUGUCAAAAGUGCAAAGAUGCCCCUGCUGUAUUUUAUCCCACUAAAAGUGCAUCCCGAAACACAGUGGAUGGCGGAGUGUGAGGCGCUCUCUGAUUGGUCGGCGCUGAGCUCAUUGUUAUGCUGUCAAUCCAAAUCACAUGGCCGAGCCUCUAUUAACAGCUGAGCCUAGCGCACAACUUUGCAGAGUUCCGUGGCAGAGCAGAGCAGAGCAAAGCAGAGCGGGACCGGUGUGGACACUUUUGAAACAGUUCGGUGCUUCUCACUUGACCAGAGUUUUAUCGCUCUGAACUUUUGACUGACUACCGGCUACUAUAUUUGGUGAGACUCUUUCAAUUUCAGCGUUUUAUUUCGAGUGCGCGGCACCACUUCCAAGUCGUUUGAAUGUAUAACAUGAUGGAAACCGAGAUUAAAAGCCCCCUUCCGCAGUCCAACACGGGCUCGGCGGCGGGCGGCAAAAACAACAGCUCCAGCGACCAGGACCGGGUGAAGCGGCCUAUGAAUGCUUUCAUGGUGUGGUCCCGCGGGCAGCGGAGGAAGAUGGCACAAGAGAAUCCCAAAAUGCACAACUCUGAGAUCAGCAAGCGCCUCGGUGCUGACUGGAAACUUUUGACUGACGCCGAGAAGAGACCCUUCAUUGACGAGGCUAAGCGCUUACGAGCCAUGCACAUGAAGGAGCACCCGGAUUACAAAUACCGUCCCCGCAGGAAGACCAAGACCCUGCUGAAGAAAGACAAGUAUUCCUUGCCCGGAGGACUCUUGGCACCCGGUGCCAACGCCGUCAACAACGCUGUGUCAGUGGGCCAGCGGAUGGACUACACGCACAUGAACGGCUGGACGAACAGCGCGUACUCCCUCAUGCAGGACCAGCUGGCCUACCCUCAGCACCCCAGCAUGAACAGCCCCCAGAUCCAGCAGAUGCACCGGUACGACAUGGCGGGGCUUCAGUACCCCAUGAUGUCCACGGCCCAGACCUACAUGAACGCGGCGUCCACGUACAGCAUGUCACCAGCAUACACGCAGCAAACUUCCAGUGCAAUGGGUUUGGGCUCCAUGGCUUCAGUGUGCAAGACGGAACCCAGCUCUCCUCCACCGGCCAUAACCUCUCAUUCCCAGCGUGCUUGUUUGGGAGACCUGAGGGAUAUGAUAAGCAUGUACCUGCCCCCCGGAGGAGACAGCGCUGACCACUCCAGCCUACAGAGCAGUCGGUUACACAGCGUUCACCCGCACUAUCAAAGCGCAGGGACUGGCGUGAACGGAACGCUACCCCUAACCCACAUUUGAAAGACUCCUAAAAAAGACUUAAGUACUUCGGAUACUUGAACGUUUUGAUUUGCAAAAAAGAAUCGAAGUUCAAUUUCGUUUUUAAAAAAAAGAAACUAUUUUUAAUCUCAAUGAGUUGUCCGUUUUAAAGCAUUUUAUGACGACAUAUCGGGGACUUCAGAAUAAAUUGUAUUGCAGAGGAGCUUUUUAUCAUGAGCUGUAAAGCAAUCAACGUCUGUAGAAGAAUAUUGGACUUCUGACUUAUUUGCCGUCAGAGUUUGUCUCUAUGAAAAAGGCACGUGGCUUCGUGAAGAGGCCGUAUUUCAAAAACAAAAAAGAAAGAGAAAUGGAGGGAGAGUAUGUUCACUCAUAAAUGUUUACACUUAUUUUUUAGAUUGUCGGUUUUGUCCAAAUCUGUGUAGUCUUUUUGUUGUUCAUUUAUGAACUAGGUUUUAUUGAAAUGAAAGACUGUGCUGGUCGCAAGCGCAAAGUUUGUUUUAUUUAUAGCGAGUUGUUUUUUUUAAGCUUGUGAACCAUUGUACGUCUUGUUGAAAUGUUCCACUUUUGUUUUGUGAAUCUUCCUUUCUGUGAUGUUAUGGCAGUAUCAGGUUAACCCAUUAUGUGGGACGGAGAGUUUUAUUUAAACUGACGUUUCUACUCAAGACCAUCCUAUUCCUAAAUGAAUAAAUUUGUUUUACAAAAAAAAAAAAAAAAA